Molecule: messenger RNA, 615 nt
Organism: Ilyonectria robusta
Lineage: Eukaryota; Fungi; Ascomycota; Sordariomycetes; Hypocreales; Nectriaceae
Product: putative transcriptional elongation protein Spt4
Exons: 3
Coding region: 114-488 (124 amino acids)
Biological process (GO): chromatin organization; mRNA processing; positive regulation of DNA-templated transcription, elongation
Cellular component (GO): nucleus; DSIF complex
Molecular function (GO): zinc ion binding; RNA polymerase II complex binding
Source: RefSeq, a predicted model, not a curated record
UGACCAUCGCGAACCGUUCAGCUCCAUCAACGACAGCUUCACGCUCCCCGAAUAUCGCACACCCGCCUCGUCGCAGCAAUCCCCUCGAAUAACCCACCCGGGGCGCCCGCACCAUGUCGACUUCGGCCAACUUCGUCACGCCCGGCCAGCAGCGCCACCUGCGCGCCUGCAUGGUCUGCUCCAUCGUCAUGACGUACAGCCGCUUCCGCGACGAGGGCUGCCCCAACUGCGAAGAGUUUCUGCACCUCGCCGGCUCCCAGGACCAGAUCGAGAGCUGCACGUCCCAGGUCUUCGAGGGCGUCAUCACGCUCGCCAACCCGGCGCGCUCCUGGAUCGCCAAGUGGCAGCGUCUCGAUGGUUACGUCGGCGGCGUCUACGCCAUCAAGGUCUCCGGCCAGCUGCCCGAUGAGAUCCGCACGACUCUCGAGGAGGAGUAUCGGAUAUCGUACAUCCCACGUGACGGCACGGAAACGGAGACAGACUCUUAGGCAGAGGCUUGACUACGAUUUCUUGUUGAUAUUACUGUUUCUGGCGAAUACGGCGUUGAACGGGAAUGGGAUGGAGGGCCAUUGAGGGUACCAAAGAGUUGUCAUGUCGGAAAGAAAAAGUCAUCAU